This is a messenger RNA of Sclerotinia borealis F-4128, 273 nucleotides long. The record is from the annotation of a GenBank genome assembly. Lineage: Eukaryota; Fungi; Ascomycota; Leotiomycetes; Helotiales; Sclerotiniaceae.
AUGCUAGACAGUGACGCGCCAUUAGAUUCGAAGAUCAAAGCAGAAAAAAUUCACGUCGAUGCAGUAGGAGAGGAGACUGAGAAGGUACAGGGUUUGACAGAUGAACAUCGAGAAGCCAAGGGGGAGAUUGAUUGUGGCUAUGAUGGAGAUUGGGAUAAGGAAACGUCGAAUGUAGAGACGCAUGGUAAUGAACAGAUUCAUGCCAAUGAACAACAUGUGGUUACAUUGGGAGCAAGUAUUGGAGACUCAUCAUCACAAGCAGAGGAUGAAUAG